AUGGCUUACCUACCACUUAUUGCGGAGUCCGAUCGGAAAUUCGGUAUCUUGCAUGGUUGUGCGAAUCCCCCCAGACUACGAAACUGGUGGCCGUGGGGCAUUGAUCGCUUGAUCCAAAUAUGGACUGCCGACUCAGAACAGCGUCUGCUGGAUCUAUUUACCUUCCAUUUUAAUGACUGCGGCAAUACAUUGGAGCAGAAGUUCCUUGGAACAAUAGCAUUUGGCACGACAGAUCCCGAGAAUGUAGAAGCAGUUCUGACAAACCCCAAGGAUUUUGGCUUCGGGCUGCGGCGAAAGAUCUUGCUUCCCUUCUUAGGAGAUGGUAUCUUUACGCAAGAUGGGGAUGCAUGGAAGCACUCCAGAGAGCUACUCCGCCCACAACUGUCGCGACAGAAGUACCGAACCCUCAACGUAUUCAGAUCUCAUGUCGACAGUCUUCUCCGCCAAAUACCUGGCGAUGGAGGAGAGGUGGAUCUCCAACCCUUGUUCUUUCGCCUAACCUUGGAAACGACCACCGAAUUCCUGUUUGGGAAAUCGAUCGCUAGCAUGAGGUCUGCGGAGUUCAAGGGCCAGAAGUUUGCGAAGGCCUUUGAUAAUGCUCAGAGAUAUGUUAUGAAGCGCUUCAGGCUUCUAGACCUAUAUUGGUUAAUCGAUGGUCCUAGCUUUUGGCGUUCAUGUACCUCUGUCCAUCAGUUCAUUGAGGGGAUGAUCGAAGCACGAGUGAGAGAUAAUCUAGACAGUGGCGAAAAGGAUGGGCAAUGUGUCUUUGAUUCUAUGGCAGAAGGGCUGAGCACCAGAGAAAGCCUUAGGGGCCAGUUGCUCAAUGUUCUCUUGGCUGGUCGAGAUACGACAGCAUGCCUGUUAAGUUGGACAUUCUUCUGCUUAGCACAACACCCCAAUGUCCUGAGUCGUCUGAACGGUGAGAUAGCUACGAUUGUGGGCAACGAGGACGACAUGACACGCGAUACCUUGAAGAAGAUGACGUAUCUAGAUAAGGUUCUGCGAGAAGUACUUCGGCUCUAUCCGUCCGUCCCCGUAAACGCUAGGACCGCCCGUAAGACGACUAUACUUCCAACUGGUGGCGGGAAAAACCGAGACAAACCGGUUGUGGUUCGCAAGGGUCAAAAUGUCGCCUUCUGUGUCUACACAAUGCAUCGGCGUGAGGAUCUGUAUGGACAAGACGCUCAUGUCUUUCGUCCUGAGAGGUGGGAUGAGGAUGUACCCUUGUAUCGAGACGAGAAGACAGCGAUGUGGGGCUACUUGCCCUUCAACGGUGGCCCUCGUGUUUGUUUAGGCCAGGACUUCGGGCUCGUUGAAGUCGCCUACACAGUCGUACGGAUUCUUCAGAGGUUUCCGCGCGUGAGAUUAGGAGAAUACACGCGUCCUCAAAAGCGACCGUGGAUAGCAUGGUCUUCUCAUCACAAAUCAGGGGUUGAAAUGGUUGCCGAAGAGAGGCAGAAGGUGACUCUAGUCCUGUCGUUGGGUGAAGGCUGCAGAGUGAUACUUGGUCGGUAG
This is a messenger RNA of Aspergillus nomiae NRRL 13137, 1515 nucleotides long. RefSeq names its product cytochrome P450. The record is from RefSeq and is a predicted model, not a curated record. The transcript has 6 exons. Lineage: Eukaryota; Fungi; Ascomycota; Eurotiomycetes; Eurotiales; Aspergillaceae. The coding region runs from base 1 to 1515 and encodes 504 amino acids. Gene Ontology annotation, molecular function: iron ion binding; oxidoreductase activity, acting on paired donors, with incorporation or reduction of molecular oxygen; heme binding.